Molecule: messenger RNA, 1815 nt
Organism: Dendronephthya gigantea
Lineage: Eukaryota; Metazoa; Cnidaria; Anthozoa; Malacalcyonacea; Nephtheidae
Product: peroxisomal biogenesis factor 19-like
Exons: 7
Coding region: 97-987 (296 amino acids)
Biological process (GO): protein import into peroxisome membrane
Cellular component (GO): peroxisome; peroxisomal membrane
Source: RefSeq, a predicted model, not a curated record
CUUGACAAGUGGCAAAGUGGCCUGACAACACAACCCGACCUCAGUGAACCCGACAGGGAGGGUGAUCAUUCCAUUGGUUGACCGUACAAAAUCCACAUGGCAGCAAAGGGAGAAACAUCAGACGCACCAAGUAAAGAUGAUGAUGAAGAUGAUUUGGACGCAUUAUUAGAUAGUGCACUGGAAGAUUUUGAAAAUUUGCCAUCUUGCAAAAGUUCAAUAAACAAAAGUGAGCCAAGCAAAACAAAAGACUCAGCAUCAUGUCUUAAUCACACUCAGGAACCCUCAUUUGACAACUGGGGUUUGGGUGAGAGUGACAUAGAAGCAACUGCUGCAGAAUUUGAAAAAUCAAUGAAAGAAAUUUUAGGUGAUGAUAACGAACUUUUGAAACAGUGGAAUGAAUUUGCUGAAAAUGCAGCUUUUUCAAAUCCAGAUAUGCCUAAUAAUGAAAAUGAAUCAUUACCACAAAAUGCUGAAGAAUUUGAAGCUCACUUAUUAAAAACAAUGAAAAAUAUAGCAGAAAAUGCCAAGGAGAUGUCAAGCACACCCGGUAUGGAUGAAAACUUUCUUAAAGCAAUGGCAGACAUGGGGGUUGAUGGUCAGGAUCCAGACUUAAAUCAAGAAAUAUUUCCCAUGAUGCAAGGCAUGAUGAUGAACUUAUUAUCAAAAGAUGUUCUUUACCCAGCUUUGAAUGACUUGAGAGCAAAGUACCCUGGUUGGUUGGAAGAAAAGAAAGGCACCCUGCCAAGUAAUGUUCACGAAAAUUAUUCAAAACAGUAUGAAUUAGUUUGUCAGAUAUGUUCUGAAUAUGAUCAAGAAAGUGAGAAAGAUUCAGUUGAAAUUAAGAAGAAAAGAUUUGACAAAUUAAUGGGGUUAAUGCAAAAGAUGCAAAAAUAUGGUCAACCACCACAAGAACUGGUUGGUAACGGGGUACAAGGGCAGGGUCCCUAUGGAGAGAAUUUUCAACCAGACAAAUGUCCAGUUAUGUGACAAAAUAAUACUAGAAGUAACGUCAUUUCCAUCAAGCGCAAUCAGAUAUCCUGUCAAUCGGCUAUUAGUAAAACCAAGAGCAGCGGAACAGCAAUAAUCCGGAACAAAAAAUAAUUCUUUAAAAUUCUUUAAAAUUGGCAUGAAAGAAAAAGACCAUAGCUAUAAUUUUGUUGUUCUGUGUUCCGGAUUAUUGCUGUUCCGGUGUUCCUGGUUUGACUAAUAGCCCCGUCAAUCAGAUAUUACAUCACUGGUAAUAUAUGCAUAGCAGCCGAAUUACUUACUUCACUUACUUGCAGUAUAGUAUUAAAAUUGAUUUUAGAUCAGAUAAUAAAGCAACUGUGACAUUAAUAAGAUAGCCAGUAUUUAGUAUUAUGGACGACGCAUCCGACGACACAUGUUUUGAUUAUUAAUUUGAUGAAGAAGUGGUUUAUUUUACUUUUUUAAAAAUUGUCAAAAAAUAUUAUAAAAAAUAUCAUCACAAACUGAAACAAGGUGUGUUUAGAAAAGUGAAAUAAUUGUUUAUACUGACUUAUAGCGGCCUGCGUUAGGCCAACUGAUAUACUGAAUAUACAAAAAGAUUCAAAUUUAAGAUUGUUAUAUAAUGUCAGAGAGAAGUGGGUCCGCUAAUAAUUCAGUAGCCGACAACAACCCUCAACAACCAACAUAUUUUAUUCAUAUAUUAACGUUUUAAGUAUUUCAUUGUUGUUGAUGACGAUGAGCUUGUUGUAUGGGCUUGUUGUCGGUUCUUAUCGGUUAUUAGUAGAAACGGAGAAAAGUAGGUGUCCUUCCUAUGCCUCUGGUCUUCCACAAUGCACCGCCACUGUAGCU